AUGUCGAGUCCCGCGCGUGCGGGAUCUCGCACGGUGGGUGUUGGCACGCAGGAGAGCGCUCCAGAAUGGCCGUCGGGGCUCACACUGAAGAAAAGCGAGGAAUUGAGUGAAAUGGAUUUAGACCUGAAUGGAGAAAACAGUGCCAGUCACCGAGAACAGCUGUAG
Penicillium oxalicum is the source of this 165-nucleotide messenger RNA. RefSeq lists its product as uncharacterized. The transcript is spliced from 2 exons. The coding region runs from base 1 to 165 and encodes 54 amino acids. The record is from RefSeq and is a predicted model, not a curated record. NCBI's taxonomy places the organism in Eukaryota, Fungi, Ascomycota, Eurotiomycetes, Eurotiales, Aspergillaceae.